Octodon degus (degu) is the source of this 2891-nucleotide messenger RNA. It is a transcript of the gene Tcea1, whose product is annotated as transcription elongation factor A1. Gene Ontology annotation, cellular component: nucleus. The transcript is spliced from 17 exons. The coding region runs from base 129 to 1436 and encodes 435 amino acids. NCBI's taxonomy places the organism in Eukaryota, Metazoa, Chordata, Mammalia, Rodentia, Octodontidae. The record is from RefSeq and is a predicted model, not a curated record. Gene Ontology annotation, molecular function: nucleic acid binding; zinc ion binding; hydrolase activity. Gene Ontology annotation, biological process: DNA-templated transcription; transcription elongation by RNA polymerase II; positive regulation of transcription by RNA polymerase II.
UCGGGCCCUCCGCCCCGUGCGAGGUUAUUUUCCUUCAUGGAUUGGGAGAUACUGGACAUGGAUGGGCAGAAGCCUUUGCCGGUAUCAGAAGUUCACACAUCAAAUAUAUCUGCCCACACGCACCUGUUAUGCCUGUAACGUUAAAUAUGAACAUGGCUAUGCCUUCUUGGUUUGAUAUCAUUGGGCUUUCACCAGAUUCUCUGGAGGAUGAACCUGGAAUUAAACGGGCAGCCGAAAAUGUAAAAGCUUUAAUAGACCAGGAGGUGAAGAAUGGCAUUCCUUCUAACAGAAUUGUGUUGGGAGGAUUUUCUCAGGGAGGAGCUUUGUCUUUAUACACCGCCCUCACCACCCAGCAGAAGCUGGCAGGCGUCACUGCGCUGAGCUGCUGGCUUCCACUUCGAUCUUCGUUUCCACAGGGUCCUAUCAGUGGUGUUAACAAAGAUAUUUCUAUUCUCCAGUGCCAUGGAGACUGCGACCCUUUAGUUCCCCUAAUGUUUGGUUCCCUUACUGCUGAAAAACUAAAAACAUUGGUAAAUCCAGCCAAUGUAACCUUUAAAACCUAUGAAGGCAUGAUGCACAGCUCCUGCCAGCAGGCUGGAGCAUUGGAUUUGCUGAAAGAGCUUAAGAAUAUUCCCAUGACUCUGGAAUUAUUACAGUCCACAAGAAUCGGAAUGUCUGUUAAUGCCAUUCGCAAGCAGAGUACAGAUGAAGAAGUUACAUCUUUAGCAAAGUCUCUCAUCAAGUCCUGGAAGAAGUUACUAGAUGGGCCAUCAGCUGAUAAAGACUCUGAAGAAAAGAAAAAAGAGCCUUCGAUUACAUCACAGAACAGCCCUGAAGCAAGAGAAGAGAGUAGCUCCAGUGGCAACGUGAGCAGCAGGAAGGACGAGACACAUGCCCGAGAUGCCUACGUUUCAGCCUUUCCUCGAGCACCGAGCACUGCAGACUCUGUGCGGUUAAAGUGUCGGGAGAUGCUCGCUGCAGCUCUCCGGACUGGAGAUGACUACAUUGCAAUUGGAGCUGACGAGGAAGAACUAGGAUCUCAGAUUGAGGAAGCUAUAUAUCAAGAAAUAAGAAAUACAGACAUGAAAUAUAAAAAUAGAGUACGAAGUAGGAUAUCAAAUCUUAAAGAUGCGAAGAAUCCAAAUUUAAGGAAAAAUGUCCUGUGUGGGAAUAUUCCUCCUGACUUAUUUGCUAGAAUGACUGCAGAGGAAAUGGCUAGUGAUGAGCUCAAAGAGAUGCGGAAAAACUUGACCAAAGAAGCCAUCAGAGAACAUCAGAUGACCAAAACAGGAGGAACCCAGACUGACUUAUUCACAUGUGGCAAAUGUAAAAAGAAGAAUUGUACUUACACACAGGUACAAACCCGUAGUGCUGAUGAACCAAUGACAACAUUUGUUGUCUGUAAUGAGUGUGGAAAUCGAUGGAAGUUCUGUUGAGUUGGAAGAAUUGAAUCUGGACCAUUAAGAAAAUGGAUUUUGUAAUUAGCUUUAAAAUUAGGCCGAGCAAUUAGUUUUCCUGCAAGUCAGAUUUUUAAAAUGACGUACAUCCCACAAAUUAGUUUUUGGUUUUUGAUCUAACAUCCCUUCCUCAAAUGCCUUCUGUAGUUUCAGAUUAGUAGGAAAACCAUACAAUAAUUGUAUGAUAUCUGUUUCAGUACUUCUUUUUUCAUUUUUGUAAGUUGAUAUUAAUCUUUUUAUCAAUUAAACUUUUGACAAUUUAUUUUUAUUUUUUUCUUCUUGAAGUGUUAACUUUUUACAGUCUGAAUCAUACAUAGAAAUUAUUCUUUGUUAAUAAAUAAAUAGAAAUUACUUUUUUUCAUAUUGGCGUGUACCUCAGAUAUUAGAGGAAGAAAAAAGGUAAUAUAAUUUAAGUUUACCAAAUAUGGUGUGUAUUCAAGUAAUACUUGUCCAGCUUAUCUAAAUUGUACAUACUUGAAAUAGUAUCUAAAUUUGAUUUUAUUAUUCUGUUCUCAAACCUGCAAUAACAAGAUACAGUUUUGCAUCUGUAGCUAACUCUUCUGUGCUCAUCACUUUGUGUAUAUUACUUGUUCUGAAUAGAUUUUACUUUUGGAAAUAUGGCUUUGUUGAAGUCGUUCUGGUUUUAUUAUUUACUUACCCGUUUGCCUUUAUAUUUUAGCUUUGCAGAAACUAAAAUGGUGCAGUAGGCUUUCAUAAAUCUCACAGGCAGAGAAUAAAAGCUUCUGAUGACUUUUUUCCUCACAGGAAGACAUCCUGGGAAGCAGUUCUUAGUGCUCUGGCAGUGAGUGUUGUAAAGAGUUCAUGACCUGAUUUUCAUUUGCAGUCUGUAUUGACCAAGGAUUAAGCAUAAAAAUUGUAUAGAUCAUUAAAGCUGUGGUCUUCUCAGAUGGAAAUGGGUAGAAAGUGUUUUUGUUCUGAGUCUGUCUUGUUGGCUUUUUCUGUUACAAAAUUGCGAACCAGAUCUUACAAUUAAGUUUUACUUUUUGUUUAAGUACAUGCCAGUUGUUCUGUUAAAAAUAAGAAAAAUAGGUUUCACAUGGUUUCCUGGGUGCAGUUGCUGUUGCACUCCUUCACGGCCACAGCAUGAGUCUCCAGGUCACUGCGCUGGACCAGCAGAAGGACCGCUGCACAUGUUUUGCACUCUCCUCUGCUCCCCACUUCCCCUUUCUUAACCCAGAGUCCUUUUGUGGUAAUACAGAAAAGAAGAUUUAAGUUUCCGUGCUGAGGACCGGCCCCCAAGCACCAGCCCUCCUCCUGUUAGUGUUCAGUUGAACCAUCUGCUUUAUCAUUUCAGAAAUAAAGUGCCGUUUUGAGAGAAUGAGCAUAAGAAGACUAAAAUUAAAGUAGUUCCAUUUUUAAAUUAACUGAUUUUAAAAUUUGUAAUUCAAUAAAGUUUUGUUGUUGUUAACUGUG